CCUAUAUCAUUCAAACUCAUUCACCAUCCACAUCGUCUAGUGAUCAAAACCUACGACUAUCACUAUGGGAAAACAGGCACGUGAACGUCAACUGGAACUUGAAAAAAAAGUAUUGAAAUUAAUACAUCGCGAAAAAGAACUUCGAAUCACUAAAGAUCAGACCUUGGCAAAAUUGAGGUAUAAAUGUGAACUUCUAACUCGAAUAAAUGAAUUGCGUCAAGAACAAUUCGAACUAAUGCAAGAGAAAUUCAAUUUGGCAUUAACAAUGGAAGUUGAAGCUGCUCUCCAGUCACGUUUAGAGCAGAUCAACGAAGAGCAGAAAACCGUCGUCAACACCCAGGUGGAUAUCGUUAAAGAAGACGCUGCCUCUGCAGAAGCUCGGAAUAUUUCUUGCCAAGACAUUGCCGAAAAAAUGCAACGAAUGGACAAGGAACUAAGUUGUGGAAUCUGUUCAGAAUUGAUUAUUUUCGCCACAUCGUUAAAUUGCAUGCAUACGUUCUGCCAGUACUGCGUUACCCAAUGGAAAAGCUUUGAAAAGAACAGAGCGCCCGUCAUCAGCUGCCCUGUUUGUCGAGAACCGAUUGUUUCCGAAAAAAGAAACUUUUCAAUAGACAACAUAGUUGGCAUCAUGGUCGAAGUCUGGCCAGAAGAAGAAAAGAAUAAUAGGAAAGAUUUGGUAAAGCAACACCAGGAACUUACCCGAAAUCUGUUGUCGGGAUUACGUCAACCAGGAACAACGAAUCCGUUUUACCAGAUAACUAACCGCAAUGUUUACAUGGGAGAAAUGCAAAUCGAAGAUUUACCAACACGUCCUGCCACCAAUUUACAAAAUGUUCCUCGUCGUCGUACCCGUUCAGCAACUUCGUCUCGUCCCACAAGUGUUCGUCGGCUUCAAACGUCUGCACGACCACGCUGGCGUUGAUUCUCAAGUCAAGUAUAAUCUAUUUUUUUUUUAUUUUUUAAUUCCCCCCACAUUCUUUGCUCGUUGCUAUUU
Molecule: messenger RNA, 994 nt
Organism: Daphnia carinata
Lineage: Eukaryota; Metazoa; Arthropoda; Branchiopoda; Diplostraca; Daphniidae
Product: E3 ubiquitin-protein ligase rnf8-A-like
Exons: 5
Coding region: 65-922 (285 amino acids)
Biological process (GO): ubiquitin-dependent protein catabolic process; protein K48-linked ubiquitination; double-strand break repair
Cellular component (GO): ubiquitin ligase complex; site of double-strand break; cytosol
Molecular function (GO): histone binding; ubiquitin protein ligase activity
Source: RefSeq, a predicted model, not a curated record